ACACUGCUCGUUCGAGUCACAGUUCGAGUGCAAGGUGACAGUGUGGCGCAGAACUGCAUGCGAGACACAUCUCUCAGCGAAGGCUUCAGUGGCUGAGCUGCUUAGUGGAGUGAAGUGAUUGGCGACAGGUGCGCAUGAAGUGAAUCCACUUUCUCCGACCGGUCUUUACGGACUUCAGCUGUCAUCAACCUGCUGCAGUCAAGAUGGCCGCAGUAAUGAUAUGUGCCGUGCCCAUUUUCUUCGUCGGAUUGUCGGCAAUCUUCCUAGAUCCCGACGUCAUUGUCAACAACGAAAUUGUUGAAAGUCUGUCGGGAUUUCCUGACACUCGAGGCUUACAUUCACCUUUUGGAAGCUAUUCAGGAGGACCCGACGGUCUCUCUUCAAAAACGCUGACCGCUGACAGAAUACUCAAAGAAGUGUUGCAGCGUUUUAAUGACCAUUCAGAAACCUUCCUUCGGCAUCAAGCACUGGUGGACGAGUUUAUCUUUGAGGCUACCUCUCACCUCCCUAGUCUGUCUCCAUUGUUCGCGAACGUGACAACCCACCAUGAUGGCAGCGCUUUUGAGGGCACCCGCGUCGUGGAGUUCGCCGAUUUCGACACAUACAUCAUGCUAAGCAGGGACGCGGUGCUGCGUUACUUCGAGCUGCGUCGUGGCGAAGAGGGACGCAUCUCUGCGCGACUUCGACCGGGUAUCAAUCGUGAAGACUUGCCGGCAGAUCUGGAGCGUAUGGUGAGGGAGGAUAACUAUCUGGACGCACGUCGCCUCAAGAGGUGGGUGUUCGAACGUCUCGAGAUGGUCUUGAGACUCACCGCCAAGGCACACCCGCAGCUGAGGGCUGCUGUGUACUCGACCAAAGGAGCAGCUGGGGUGGAUCUGAUCGCCCCUGACGGUGCCCGUCUCGAGGUCGACCUCGCUGCCCAGCUAGAUCCUCCUUCCAUGGACGGCAUGGUUCGUCCAGAGUCGACGAGACCGUGUGGCCUGGAGUUGGUUUCUACUGGUCAUCCGAUCCCGUGGAGUAUUUACAGCAAGCAAACUCUGAUUGCGCCGCCACAUCCGACUUCUUCUGGUACGACUUAUUGGAGACUUGUGUCAUCACCCACUACGUCCACACCUGUUUGGAAUGUCACUAGAGAUAGUGAAGUUCGUGGUACUGAUACCAUCCCAGGCGACGACGAAACUAGUCACUGGUUCGUCAUCAACUCGAUGCAACUUGAACGUGCCUUCCUGAGCAAGCAACCGCAGGUGCGCAACGUCAUCCGCAUCCUAAAGUUGAUCAGCAUGUCACGCAGCUGGAAGCAGCGUUUUGGAGUGGACUCAUUCGUUCUCAAGCACGUCGCCUUCUGGUCUUUCGCCGAAGACUGCGAAUCGUCAGCGUGGAGCAAUGUUGACGAACUUGCUUCGGCGGUUGUCUCUUCUUUGCGUACCUUCGAGAACGCGUUGCGGCGUGGCCGGAUGGAUAAGUUCUUCUCUAGUCCUCCAGCUGACAGUGUGUUCUUGUCGCUUAUUGGAGGACAAGCUACCCUGCGACACCUUGCCGAUGAGGUGCAUGACGUUGGUGACGUUCUUUUGGGGAAUGAUCAGGAUGCAAUUAGAAGUCUGCUUCGCAUCCUGUAGGCGAAAUUUAGCUAUAUGUUUGGUGAAUGGUAAUAAUCUUUUAAUACCGCUCUGAGCAAUCGGUGAUAUUAUAGAAUGAACCUGGAUAGUGUCAUUUGCUCACGCAGCAUUCAUUAACUAAAUAUAGCUGAUCGUAUGGUUUCUAUGCGCUUUGGAAAGGUUGAACAAGAAUACCUAUUCCAGGCACCGGGCAUAAUGCUUACACAAUUGUAGGCAUUACAUAAUGCAUGCUCGUCCAAGGCAUAGGUAGCCCUGUUCCUGUGAUGCUAUGAAAUGAAAAUAAAAUUGCAAUGGUGUGGUAUG
This is a messenger RNA of Amphibalanus amphitrite, 1919 nucleotides long. RefSeq lists its product as uncharacterized. The record is from RefSeq and is a predicted model, not a curated record. The transcript is spliced from 2 exons. Bases 204 to 1616 code for a protein of 470 amino acids. Lineage: Eukaryota; Metazoa; Arthropoda; Thecostraca; Balanomorpha; Balanidae.